AUGACCCAUCUGACGACACGGGGUCAGGAUUCCCUCGGCCCAGUCCCAAUCGACCUUCCAACCGACCUUCCAUCGCUGGCUCUUUCUCUCCACUGCUUCCAAUUCCAGUCCCGGGCAAUCCCGGCCCCAGCCCAAGCGCACACCCCUCUUAGCCGCCACCCGCGCACCAAGGCCAAGCUUACGCCCCAGGAGAAGGAGAAAGUGAGCGAGGUCCGACGUCGGCGUGCCUGUCUGAGGUGUCGAGUCUUGAAAAUCCAGUGCUCCAGCGGAAAUCCCUGUCAGCCCUGUCUACGAUCUGCUGUCAAGGGAGUCGAGAGGAAGGUUCUCUCAUUCUGCUACUGCGUGCGAACGCGUUUUUCCGACGUCAACAUCUUCCUUGGUCCCACUCAGGCCGGGGCCGCAGUCAGCAUGCAGCUCGAGACGGUUCUGUCGAGGAUGAGCGGCCUGCUCGCCAGGAUCGCCACGCCUGCCCAAUUCACCUUCAACUCUAGCCCGGAAAACUUCAACGAGACGCUGGUUUCAUGGCUCAUGGAUCCGGCUUUCAACCUGCCCGACGGCAGCAUCGUCGGCCUGUGUUGCUCCAGUCUGCUCUCGCUGCAGUUCCGGGACGAGGCCGGUGGCGGAGACGGCUUCAUCACAGAGUUCCGCCGUUUCCUACUCGCCACGUCACUGGUGCACAGCGGUUGGCACGGCGACAGGAACAUCCGGCAGCGAGACCUCUGUGCCGUAAGCCACAUGUCGGGCCACCGCCUGAUGAAGCAGCUUGACCGCGUCUUGACUCCGCAGUUCCUCGCCAAGUGCGGCCGCGAGUCGUGCCAGGUUCUGUUUCUGAUGGUGUUGGGCGUCGUGCUGGCCGUGGGCUAUUCGUCUGCUCACACGACCGACUCGCCGACAUUUCCACCCCAGAUGCUCAGCGUCGAGUUCCAGCAGAGCCCCACGCUCUGGCUGGUCAUGAAGGAACACCUGUGCCAGAUGCUCGCCCACCACCUGAUUUUUCUCGGAUCUCUGCUGGGUAUCAGGCUCGAAACGGGUCUUGAGCAGCGAAUCAUCGACACGGCCGCCAGAAGGUGGAACAAAAUGGAGGCGUAUGCAUGGGCCGAUGCGACAGGACUUUCACAGAACCAAGAGCUUGGCUAUGCGUCUAGUUCAGCUUCAUGCCCGAUCCGGUCUUCUGUAAGGCAUAGAGGACUAGAAAUGGCUCACGAAGGAGACGAAAACCCGCAGUAUUGGGAAGAACCGCCACCACCACCACCACCACCGGCUUCAGACCCUCAGCCACCGUUUAUACCAGUCCACCUGCCCGAAGCAGCUCAGUUCCAGCCGCAGUACAUGGACCAGUGGUCGGAAAAUCCGCAGUCAUAUCUCUCCAUGACCGACGAACCCGAGAGCUACUAUACCGAACCGUCCGUCCCGGAGGAGCCGGGCCAAGGGAUGUCAACGCCGUUGCCAAAAGCUUAUACGGAACCGAGUCUCUGGCAGAAUGGGCCCGCCUUCCCGCGAGAGGUAAAGAGACGAUCCAUGUGGGUCGUCCAGACAGUCGACGCCGGCCCUGAGCGCGGACACAUCAAUGUGCGAGCUCGGUUACGAGGAAGCGGCCAGUCCGGCGGCUUCAGAUCUUUCGUUUGA
Molecule: messenger RNA, 1626 nt
Organism: Lasiosphaeria miniovina
Lineage: Eukaryota; Fungi; Ascomycota; Sordariomycetes; Sordariales; Lasiosphaeriaceae
Exons: 3
Coding region: 1-1626 (541 amino acids)
Biological process (GO): regulation of DNA-templated transcription
Molecular function (GO): DNA-binding transcription factor activity, RNA polymerase II-specific; zinc ion binding
Source: RefSeq, a predicted model, not a curated record